AUGGCUCAGCUUCAUCAACUACUGCAGAAAGGAGCGGAUCCCGUUAUAGUUUACGUCGACUUGGAAUGCAUCCUGGAGAAGACAUCGAGUUCGUUGACGGGUGACACGGUAUCUGAGAGCGAUUACGCGCACGCCGCGAACAUCUGGCAACGGUUCGCCAUUCAAACCUUAGGUGAAUAUAGCGACUUGUAUCUGAAGAUUGAUGUCUUGUUGCUGGCCGAUAUUUUUGAAAAUUUCCGCAAUAGUUGUAUCAAAAGUUAUGGGUUAAAUCCCGCGUAUUAUUACACUUUGCCUGGUUUUACGUGGGAUGCUAUGUUGAAGCAUACAGGCGUUAAUUUCGAACUGCUCACUGAUAUCGAUAUGGUCAUGUUCAUCGAGCGCGGUAUUCGCGGUAUUCGCCUCAGUCAAUGUUCCGGUAGAUAUGCAAAAGCCAAUAAUAAGUACAUGCAGUCUUACGAUCCAUUGCAGCCAUCAUCAUACUUGAUGUACUUCGAUGUAAAUAACUUGUACGAUUGGGCAAUGUGUCAACAGUUGCCAUACGCUGAAUUUCGAUGGGUCGAUGAUGUAUCGAAUUUCGACGUAUCAUCAAUCGCACUAGAUUCACCUAUAGGUUACAUUCUUGACUUAGAGUAUCCACAACGUCUGCACGACGCGCACACUGACCUACCGUUCUGUCCGACGCGGGGCAAACCGCCAAACAAAAAGCAGGACAAGCUUCUCGCAACCUUAUGCGAUAAGCAGCGUUAUGUAAUUCAUUAUCGCAACCUGCAGCAGUGCACGCGUCACGGUCUUCGUAUUGGAAAGAUACACCGCAUACUCAAAUUUGCUCAAUCCCCAUGGCUCCGCGAUUAUAUCGACCUUAAUACACAAUUUAGAACACGCGCGACAAACGAUUUCGAGAAAAAUUUGUGCAAAUUGAUGAACAACGCGGUGUUCGGUAAAACCAUGAAAAACGUUCGCAAUCACGUAGAUGUAAAACUAUUGACAAAAUGGGAGGGACGAUACGGUGCUGAGGCAAUGAUCGCGAGACCAAAUGUUCAUAGCAGAAGUGUCUUUUCGGAAAAUUUAAUCGCCGUUGAGCUACGUAAACUCGAAGUGAAACUCAACAAGCCGAUCUAUGUGGGUAUGUGUAUCCUUGACAUAUCCAAGAUCUGCUUGUACGAAUUUCAUCACGAGUACAUGUCUCCUCUAUAUCAGAACAGAUGUAAAGUAAUGUACACCGAUACUGACAGUUUAAUCUACCAUAUCCAAUGCGAUGAUAUUUUCGAACACAUGAAACGUGAUAUUUCUAAGUUUGAUACGAGUGAUUAUCCCGCUGAUAACGCGUAUGGUAUACCGCUUGCCAACAAAAAGGUGCCAGGUCUGAUGAAAGAUGAAAAUAACGGAGCGAUUAUGACGGAAUUCGUCGGGCUCAGAGCAAAGAUGUACGCGCUAAAGGUAGACAGCAAAAAUGACACGAAGAAGGCGAAAGGUGUGAAGACCAAUGUUGUAGCGCGAACUAUAACGUUUGAUGAUUAUAUGCAGUGUCUGAGAGACGAGGUCGAAAAGCAACGUCAUCAGUCAUGCAUACGAUCCGAAAUGCACAAAGUCUACACCGUGUCCGAACUGAAAACUGCUCUGAGUCCGUAUGAUGACAAGCGGUAUAUCGUACCAGACUCAACAGACACUUUACCAUGGGGACAUUACAGGAUACAAUUGUAA
Messenger RNA from Harpegnathos saltator (Jerdon's jumping ant), 1701 nucleotides. RefSeq lists its product as uncharacterized. Bases 1 to 1701 code for a protein of 566 amino acids. Lineage: Eukaryota; Metazoa; Arthropoda; Insecta; Hymenoptera; Formicidae. The record is from RefSeq and is a predicted model, not a curated record. The transcript is spliced from 2 exons.